Molecule: messenger RNA, 7392 nt
Organism: Lytechinus variegatus (green sea urchin)
Lineage: Eukaryota; Metazoa; Echinodermata; Echinoidea; Temnopleuroida; Toxopneustidae
Exons: 20
Coding region: 694-4767 (1357 amino acids)
Biological process (GO): Rho protein signal transduction
Molecular function (GO): guanyl-nucleotide exchange factor activity
Source: RefSeq, a predicted model, not a curated record
AUCUUAUCGAAGAGGGAUCGAAAAUGCCAUUCAUUCAGUUGGAUCUUUCAUUCAUUGACUGACUGGAGGCAGAACGCUUGUCAAAAGGAUUUAUCGAUGCAAAACUCAGGAGUCACCGGGACACAAGUACCUAGAAGGGCAAUUAACUAGUAAUGAUAUUGGUCAUUCUGCUUCUGGUUCCAUCAUGGUGCACUCUUCAUUUCUGUAUUUCAGAAAAGCUUCAAAAUUAUGAUCUGUGACGUGCGAAGUUUCCUUUUAGCAACCAAUAAUUUAGUCAGUCUACGCCAUCGGAUUUGCAUCCACGAUAUCUCUUUGGAAUAAUGUACGCGUCAUUACGUAAGGUGAUAUAUUAGGCGAGCUGAUAAACAAUGGAACGAAAAUGUUGUUGUGAAUAUCUGGUUUGUGUAAUAAUGAACUCCUUGUUGCUUUAUUUUGGAUAGACAAUAAUGCAUUAACCUGAUGGAGAGGUGACACACAGUAGUGAGGUGGAAAAAAUACGCCAUGGGAUGAACAGGACUGUCAUAUUUUGCAAAAUGGAGGAAGCACAAAACCACCUGCUGAUCAUUUUAAUGGUUUACGAUAAACUUGCUUUGUAAUGAGUGGAUCUAUGAAUAGCUAGCUUGUUGACAAUUUGAUAGAUGAAUAUUAAGUGGUAAACGGUGACUUUCAACAUUUCGAUUGAUAUCAAUUGCAAUGGUGAAUUCGAACGCCACGAUGGCAAAUGUGACAAAUGCAAAGAAAAGUAAGGGGUCAGGGAAGUCCAGAGAUGUCCAUCGAGGGAAUUUUAGCGCAUACCAACGCGAAUUAGACUCUAUCAUAAAGGAUCUUAAAGACACCAAUGACCCCAAACCAAACAAAAAUCCAGUAAGAAAUAGAGCUGCCAGUGAAGCCUGUGUAAAGCAAAGAAAUAAAUCCUCAAAAACACCCGAAGCAAAACCAAGAAGAAAACAUGGCAGUGAAAAUGCGAAGUUAAAACCCACCCUGAACCCUGUACAAUUAGAAAAGCUAGAGUCCACUGCCUUUGCUGCACUCCAGGUUAUUCAAAACACAGUGGUGUCUAUCGAUAAACUUCAGGAGGAGGAUAUUCAUGAAGAAGGAGAUGAGAGUUUGGUGUCAGAAAAUACAGCAUGUGAAAGUGGGUAUGGGGUAGCGAAGUGGCAAAAAGGAACAUUUCAGUCAAACUAUCAAGUUUCCAGAGCAUUAGAAUCGAAAUGUAGAAACCCAGUGGAAGACAGUAAAACGAAUCCACAAAUCCCUGAUCAACGAGGGAUAACGGCAAAAGGGUUGGGUGAUCUUAAGCCGUUCAAAAACAGAAAAUUACCAGAACAACACAAACCAUUUAAACAUGGAAAAGGAGGGCAGGAAAUCUUUCAAAAUGGCCUACAAAAGGGAGUGGACGACGAUUUGAAUAUUCAAGAAAUGCCAAACAAAAUGAAUGAUCAUAAUACUGGUGGGAUUGCAGCUGAACCUCAACUGCAAUCAACGACGGUUUCGUCACAACCAAUUUCCCACACCGAGAGAGGUAAUUUGGCUGCGGAGGCAAGAAGCAAUCCACGACUGAAAACCAACCAAAGUAAUUUUCAAAAAUCGAUAGCAAGUUCUUCAUUAAGAUCAUCGGGAAGACAAAUGAUUUCGACACGGACUCCAAUCGAUGGCGACACGGGAAGAUCAAACCCUAAGCAAUCAGGAUCAAAUACAAUCCAUAACCAACAACUCAUAGAAUCAAGUACACAAACGGAUGUCAACCGUGCCGAACUUGAUGCUUCAACUGACAUCACCUAUCCAGAUCAAACUUAUUUGCCUCGGGGCUUACUUGGGAGAGAAACUGAAGGAUGCAAGGUCUCGGUUGCAUCUGACGCUAAUGAACUCCAGAGAGGCAAUGCAGAAAGUGAUUUAUCUAGAAUAAAUGACGGGGAUGGUCAGAAAGAUCUCCGGGAGGAACUUGACAAGCUGAAAGAGGGUAAUGAAGAUCUUGAAAGGCAAUUAAGAGAAACCAUCGACUUUGAGGUUCAGGCGAUGAAAGCUUACAUCAGACUCGUCAAACAACAUCGACAACUCAAAAGGAAAUUACAAGAGAGAUCAGAAAGCACUAAAGCAAAGACAAUGAUGCCAGAAGGACCUAAGGCUAAUGGAAGGAUUCAAACGAAUGGCGGAUCACAUGAGGUUGAUAUGGUUGGUGUAUGCGAAGCAAAAGGCUACCUGCCUUCUCCGGACGCCAACCAGAAUCGCCAUCAGCUGCGGACAUCGAAUGGCAUGAGUGCAAUGUCCACCGAACAGGACGACGAAGGCGACAUCGUAUUGCGUUGUAAAUCUGAACAUGGAACCAUCGACACUGAUGGUGAUUCGUAUGCUGUGUCGGCAGAGAUUGUUGGAGGACGGUAUCCAUGGCAACAGGAUGUGAUGACGCAAUGUGGUCGCAAGGGCACCAGGAAUGUCAGCAUCCAGACAGAACUCACAGAGGUAUGUGAGAGGUGUUACACCGAGAGGGCGGUCAAAGGGGACAAUUCGUCGUCGAUUUUAAACCGAGUGUUCCGCAGGAGCAGACUAUCCAAAUCUCAGAGCUCUGAAUUCAAACCAAUAGGAAAUGACCUUAGCUUCCUUCCAGCAUCCCGCCAUGCAAGCAUCAGUGUCCCAUCGACUGGAAGACCACUUGUUGAUAUCAGAGGCAUGCAUGAUUCCCGGGAUCCGAUGGGGUUGUCCAUGCCAAACAUUAAUACUGCGGAUUCGUUGACGCCAUCACCCUUCCCGUCACCGCUCCCCUCACCAGAUGUGGCGAAGAAGCAGAUUGGGAAAGACGUCGGCAGCGCAAAUCCUACAGUCGUUCUCAGCUAUCAUCCAGAUGAUUCAGACUCAUUAUCGGGAAUUAAUGCAGGAAGUCAUGAUGAUUCGUCUGGGUCAGUAACAAGUAACGGAAGUUCACUCCGGGUUCCGUCGCCAGAAUUGCUCCAAACUAUCAAGUCUUCUUACCCAAAACAUCUAAAGAUUGAGCCCGAGGAACAAGGUGAAGAUGAAGAGACCGUUCCUCCCCCUAGUUACCGAAGACAAAGACGAGAUGCAGUCAUAUCACAAGUGGCACCCUCGGCCCAAGAUAUGGGUUCUGAAGAACACGAGUUGAACAAUUACAAGCCUGAUUCACCACCGCAGGCAACACGGAACUCCACCACGCCACAGAUGGACUUUCUUGUACCCACUGUAUCACGGAAACCAUCCCACGAGCAUCGGGCUAGUAUCAUGAGCGAAGCUAGUAUCACUUUACAAUCUGUUGCAGCCAAACAUGUUCAAGGUUUCAUAGAAUCAAGUGUACAAGGCCUUGAUAAUCACGUUGCGAGUGAAGAAGUGCAAGAUAGCAAGAAGAAGAUAGCUGCCAUGCUCAGGAAAAAGUUUGGAAAGCAAGAAAAGAGUGGAAUGGGGGCUAUUAUUUCAAACUUCAAGCGGCACGAUCAAGAUGAACUCGAAUACGCUAUCUUCAAGGAUAAGCAUUGGAAGGACUUUAUAGAAUCAGGACUUGGUCGCCCGAUCGACACAUCAUCAAUCAACUCAGAAGAAUACAAAAGGCGGGAGAAAGUAUGGGAAGUGUUUAGAAGUGAAUGCGCAUAUCUAGUCGACCAUAUUUUAGUCUUGAAAGAGAUCUUUCAAGAAAGACUUCGCUGGCUUCAAUGUGAAGAUCACCUCAUGCACAUAGAGAUAGUCAAACUCUUUGCCAAUGUCGAUGAGUUAUGUACGGUAAGUGCAAAUUUGUGCUGGGAUCUGGUCAACAACCUUUCAAGUCGACUUUCUGAAGGAGAAUUUGGACAAGCAGAUGCAAUCGUAGCUGCCUUUGCUACUUUUGAGUCGCAGGUGUGUCCCGCGUUUUCAAGCUACUGUAUGAACUACUCUGGAGCCCUAUUAUACCUGGAAUCUCUCAAGAAGCAAGAUGACUUUAAUGAAUUUUGUAAGAUAUGUGAGCAGGACAGCCGGUGUAAAAGACUUCAACUCACUGAUCUUCUCAUCACACCUAUCCAAAGAAUCACAAAGUAUACAUUGCUGCUUAGAGAUAUCAGAAAGUGUACUUCACAAACCAGUGAAAAGGAAUUACUAGACUCCACUAUAACGUCUGUGGAAAGUGCAAUAGGUGACCUGGAAGGUAAGGUAGAAUGGUUGGCAAACUUUGAACGAGUGAGAGAACUACAGCAGAUGAUAAGCUGGCCUCCAGUUGAAGAAAUCGACUCAAAAUUAUCUGGUCUUGUUCCUGAUUUUUUGAAAUCCACCAUCGCUAAGAAAUCAAGAGACGUCGUCUGGUUCAGCACCAAACGUUCAUUGACACAUGAAGGUCAUCUUCAAGUCUUUGAGAAUGGAAGACUACAAGAUGUGUAUGUCUUUUUGUUUGAUGACAUGUUGCUAAUCACCCGUAUGCGGCGUACUUCAUUCAACAAGAAGAAAUCGCUCACAGACAACUCCUCACCCUUUGGCCAGAAUCAGAACUCUGUCCCUAAACACAGGGAUGGGUAUAAUUUCACUGUUUGUAAACCACCCUUUCCACUUGAUCGCCUGGAAAUUGUUGAUGUUGAUGCCAAACAGGCCAUGGCAAACGGGAUAAAGCAUUGCUUUGUGCUGGUGCAGUUGAAUAGAUACGGACAGGUUCAUACUCUCUUUGCAUUAUCUGCACCUUCUGAAGCAAAACAGCAAACAUGGCUUGGACACUUACGGGAGUCGAAAACAAAAUGGAUUCGAACACUGCGAGGUGAUUCAAAGAGCAAGGAUGACAAAGAUAGAAAGAAAACACUAUAGAGAUGAUUACAACAAUAAUGAUGAUAAUAACAAUGAUGGCAUUCUCUCCAUCAUAACGCUGUGAUGUGAUUCAAAGAGCAAAGGAGACAAAGACAGAAAGAAGACAGUAUAGAGAUGAUUGCAACAAUAUGAUGAUGGUAACAAUGAUGGAAUUCUCUCCAUCAAAACACUGAGAUGAUUCAAAGAGCAAAGGUGACAAAGACAGAAAGAAGACAGUAUAGAGAUGAUUGCAACAACAAUAUUGAAGAUGGUAACAAUGAUGGCAUUCUCUCCAUCAAAACACUGCUAGAUGAUUCAAAGAGCAAAGAAGACAAAGAUAGAAGACACUAUAGAGAUGAUUUCAACAAUGAUAAUUACUGUGAUGAUGACAACAAUGAUGAUUGCAUUCUCUCUAUUAGACAGUGUCUUUACCUUGUUCAUAAUUUGGAAACUGGAACAAUUUCUCAAUUUACACCUUCAAUAUAAUUUAAUUUAUGAUUCUGAUUCUGUUUCAUUACAAGACAAGAACAAUUAUUGCAGGUUGAUAAAAGGUAUUAAGGUCUAUGUAUUCUUUGAAGUGGCCUUAUGGUUGGUAGUUGAUUCUGGAUUUAUGAACAAAUGAAGACCAACUUUUAUGACAUAGAAUCAUCAGUAUAGAGUAUCGAUAUGGAGCUUUAGUAAACAUCUUCUUUUAAGUACAACUCUGUAUUAAAAACAAUGAUGCUGUUAUAUAAUUAAUUGAAUGUGCACAUCUGAAGAGUAGGGAAGAUCAGUUCUUUUUUAUUGCAAAUUCAUUUGUACUUUUUUCAAAAUAUAAAUGAAAGACAUAUGACUGACUCCUCCGAAACCCAUGCCUUGUUAAAUGUAUUUAUUUAAUUGUAUUCCAUUAUUUAUUUAUUGAAUUUAUUCAUUCCUUCAUUCAUUUUGAAUCCACCCAUCCAUCCAUCCAUCCUUUUUUCAUUACUCAUUCAUUUCCUUUAGGGGUUUAUUACAUUGGAAAGAACGUUACAAUAUUUCAUGUAUUGUAUAUUAAUUUGGAUCAGAAGGCAGUAAAGAUAAAUAUACUGUAUUUAUGAAAAACAUAACGUUAUACAAAUGAAAUUUUGGCUAUUUUCCCCACAAACUCUUAAUUACAAGUGUUUUUAUUUCUUAAUAUAUAUUUUAUAGCAAGAGCUACCAAUGUGUCAAGUAAUGAAAUAAAUGUAUACAGAAUUCCUUCUUGCAUUUGUAUACAAAAAGUAUAUUCGAGGAUGGAACCUUAUAUGUUGUGUAAUCUGCUUCAAGUUGAAUGUUAAUCAACAAAUAUGGCUAUCAUAUUUAAUUAUAAAAAAGAUGACUGCCAUGAACAAGUUCCAAGUAUACCUAAGUUGCCUUUUUCAAAUUGUCUUUAAUGCACAAAUAUAAUAGUGAGGAAAUUUGGGACUGAAAAAAUAAGAAUUGUAAAAUUUGCUCUUUAAGCUGUUGAUGUAUGCUACCAAAUUCUUUAAUUCUUUCAAUCAUUAUUUUCAUAUUCAAUGUUUAAACGAUCAUGUCAUAAACCCAAAUAUCCUUCAUAUAAAGUUUCAAAAAGCAUGUUUUGGACUUUUGGUAAAUAUCUCAUGAAAAAGGCAAUGAUAGCAAUGCAUCAUUAACAACAUUUCUAUGUAAUAAUAUCUUUAUUAUAUAAGAAAAUAUAUAUUGCUUUCUAUUCACCAAAACAAUUUAUUAAAAAGAGAGUUUUACUAAGUACAGUCAUCAUGGAUAGAACAUCACUAUAUGUUCAUCAGCAUAAAGAGACCUAAAUUAAAAUCCACUUUCCCAUACAUGACCCUCAUUGUGAAUAAUAUUUUAUUUUCAAUGACCAACAGAAACCAGGAUGUUUAUAAGAUAAAUACAGUACUCAGUAGACAUGCUUUCUUCACAAUUUAAUAUUUUGUAUUCAAAAGGACAUUUUAUGUGAUAUUGAUAUUGUUGUCUUUAUUUUUUUUUCACAAAUAAGAAAAUUGCGAUAUGAUAUUUGGGAAAAGUACAUCUUUUAUUUUUUCAUUAACAAUGCUGAUUUUGACAAUGUACAUGUAUCUUAAGAUUAUAUUAAGCUCUGUUCUUGCCGGAAAAUAUCAUACAUAAUUGGAUUUCAUUGUUUUCAUGACUGAAGUAUACAAACUCUACAUGGCAUAUUGAAAUGUAUUUUGUCUAGGUCACUGUGAAAAGCUUUAACUUUAAAUGUAAGUGAAAACUACUACUGGUAAUAUAAAUGAAGUUGAUAUAAUUGUUAAAUUGUAUUUAUCAAAAAAUUUGUGAAGGUAGUCAGUAUACAUGGUUUCACUAACAGAUGGCAGGUCCAUUGGAAUUAAGCUUAAUAUAUAUUUUGAUAGCAAAAAUAUUUUGAUGGUAUACUGUUAUGAAUAAAAUAAGCUUUAUUAAAAAUCAUGCAAAGAUUUGCAAUGUUACAUUUCUUCUUCUUUUGGCAUGUAAUGGAUUUAAAAUAAAUAAACACUGAAUUAAAUAUUGGUGUUUUCUUUUGAAUAUCCUGAAUGUAUAAGUAAAUAUUGUUUCUUUAAAGAUAUAUAUGUAAAUUAAUAGCAAUAUGCAAAUUACACGGUGUUGGAGAAUCAAGGCUGAACACAGUAAAUAUAUAAUUGUAAUAAAUUAUACUGCGUAUGAUCA